GUUGGCAGCCGCGGUGCAAGCAGAAAGAACAACAAACUUAAAAGAAAAACAAUUUUUGUUUAAAGUGAAUCACAUACACAUGAACAAUUGCAUUCUGACCUGGACCGAACAUGGCGUCCAACGAAUGUGCCCACUUGAUGGAAUUUAAAGAGUUCUUAACAUCACUGAGCAAUUCGCAAAAGACGCCGAGUGAGGAAUUUAGUGGGAAUUGUGUAACAAGCAUUAAAUCUGUCGUACGUCGUCGCGAGAAUGAUAAUGACACCUACAGGGUCAGUAAACAGGAGCUACGAGGGGAACUCAUUUCGGCCAUUUGGCAGCAGUUGGCAAAAUGUCCCAAAGGAUUUCGUGUGAAGCUGCUUCAACGAGCUUUAGUUGAAAUGGAAAAAGAUGUUGAGAAAUGCGAAAUAGUUAUCGGAAGUGGAUUGGUCCCUGGAGAGGAAUCAGCCACACAAUAUGAUCUACCUAAAAUGCAAAAAUUUGUCAGCAAUCAAAUGGAUAAAAUGUUCAUCAACUUAUCAGACAAUGCAGAGAUGGAGAAGCUAAAUGAUUGGGCCGAUGAAGGUUUGUUGUGUGACAUGAAAGAGAAGUGUAUGUGCCAGCUGGAGCAGGAGACGGAUCAAACAUAUGCGGCAUUCGCUGUUAAAAACAAACCACGAAAAAUGGAAGAUCGGCAUGUAUGUCUCGAUCAAUAUGGAUCCAUGUAUGGGCUGAAGCACAAGGAUAGUCGUUUUUUUGGUGUAUUCGAUGGCCAUUCGGGCAGUUUAUCCGCCAGCUACGCCAAGAACCAGUUGCCUCAAGUAUUGGCAGAGCAAUUAAAAAAGAUAGAGCCGGAUCUGGAUUCGGAGAAGGACUCGGACUAUUAUCGCAAUGUCUUUGAGGUGGCAUUUCUCAAGGUCGACGAACGUUUUGCCCAAAAACGCAUUAUAAGCGGUACCACCAGUGUUUGUGCUCUAAUAACUGAAUCAAAACUGCUUAUAGCUUGGGUGGGUGACUCCAAGGCUCUUCUUGUGGGCAAAAGGGGCACCCAAUUGCAGCUGGUGAAACCCCAUAAACCCGAGUCCCAAGAUGAAAGGCGACGAAUCGAGGCUGCCGGUGGAACUGUGAUUAAUGCCCAGGGACAAUGGCGAGUAAAUGGCAUCUUAAAUGUGGCACGUUCGAUAGGCGAUUACAGUCUCGAGGCAGUCAUUGCUGAACCCGAUUUCGUGGACGUUCCGCUUAGUAAGACUCAUGAUUUUCUCGUCUUGGGCACUGAUGGCCUGUGGGAUCACGUACCCGAAACAUUUAUCAUUGACACUGUCUACGAAUGCUUGAAUCAAUCGGACACCAAACUCGAUGACAUUCCCAAGUUAUUGGCAGAGGCUGCCAAGGAGAGAGAUUCGCAGGAUAAUAUCACAGUUGUCGUUGUCCUACUCAAGCCGCGUAAAGAAAUUGGCCUUGACUGAAGGAAAGAAAGAAAAAAUCACAGAAAGAAAUUGGAAUCCAUACAGCGAAUAUUUUGGAUUAAUUGUUAAUACGCGUAUUUUGUUAAUUCGUUAACCACAAUUGUAAAUAAGCUUGUUACACAAAUGAGUAUUUUAGGAAUGGGUUUUUGGCAGAAUCUUUUUUUGAUUUGAUUAACUGAAAAAUAUGUAAACAUUUAAGAUGGCGAAAAACGUAUUCAUUAAGCUGUAUCAAAAAAUAUGUAAAUAUGCAUUAUCUGUUCAAUUUCACAAAUCCCAUCAAGUUUUCUUACAUGUUGCAACCUCAAAUUGUGGAGUUAAACACAAAUUUAUAUCAGAAACUAUUUUGUUUAUUUAAAAAUGAACUACUUUAUUUUGGAAAUCCAAAUUAUUCUAUCAUUUUUUUGUAAGAUAUUAGAUUCAAUGUAAAACUAUUCUAAUCUUUCUUUUAAAUCAUUUAACUAAUUUGCACAAUUUGGUUACAAAAAUGAUACAUUAACAAGAUUUAAGCAGGUUAUAUUCUAUUUGUUACCAUAUUUAUUAUAACCAAAACCCAAAUCCAAUUAAUUAUUUACUAAUUCGUAUUCUCUCGUGCCUAAAAUUUUUGACAUUUUGCCUGGUUGUUAUUUCUGAAAUAUUCUUGUUCUGUUGCUCUCGAAUAAGCUCAAAAAUAAGUUCAAAUUCGGCAGUUAUCAUACAAAGGCUAUAUUUAAAUAUAUAUAGUUAUUAUAAAGAAAUGCUAUUUACAAAAUAAAUUGUUGAUUAAUUUGACCGCUUAGUGCUUCCCAGCUGUAAAAUACAACAAUAGAACGAAAGUAAAA
Drosophila willistoni is the source of this 2260-nucleotide messenger RNA. RefSeq names its product protein phosphatase 1F. The record is from RefSeq and is a predicted model, not a curated record. The transcript is spliced from 2 exons. Gene Ontology annotation, molecular function: protein serine/threonine phosphatase activity. NCBI's taxonomy places the organism in Eukaryota, Metazoa, Arthropoda, Insecta, Diptera, Drosophilidae. Bases 111 to 1442 code for a protein of 443 amino acids. Gene Ontology annotation, biological process: protein dephosphorylation.